Molecule: messenger RNA, 3388 nt
Organism: Drosophila rhopaloa
Lineage: Eukaryota; Metazoa; Arthropoda; Insecta; Diptera; Drosophilidae
Product: raf homolog serine/threonine-protein kinase Raf
Exons: 5
Coding region: 810-3026 (738 amino acids)
Biological process (GO): protein phosphorylation; signal transduction
Molecular function (GO): protein kinase activity; ATP binding
Source: RefSeq, a predicted model, not a curated record
CUCUAUAGUUAAGUCGGGUUAAAACUACGCGACGCAACCGCGACCGCGAACGCGACCUCUUACAGGUACUAUGUGAUUCGAGAUCGCGGCCAAAUGCAUCGACAGCUGUGGAAGACGACGAAAAAAACAUAACAAAACAAAUAUUUUAAUAACAACAGGUAGCCUUGAACAGGUAGCCCUGUUCUAUCGAUAAUAUCUUCAUUCGAUAAACCGGGCCAAAUCGCGUUUUCAGAUAACGAUUAAAAGCGUGACAAAUAUAAUAAAGCUCUCGCAAACAAAUAACUUGACAAAACUAAAGUGAAAUAAAAGGACGGCCAGAUAGUGCCGAUACCGAUACCGAUACAACCACACAUUCCCGUAGCCGGCUCUAUCCGAUGUUAUCGGAAAAUUGACAGCGCUAAAUCCUUUGGAAAAUCCUCAAGUUCAGCUGCUUUUACACACACUGACCUUCAUUAUACAUACAUACCGCGUAUACAAGGUGUUUGUGCGUGUGUGUGUGCGCCUGCGAGUGUGUGGGUGCACUGGAAAAAGGCUGGAAGAGAAACACAGGCGGAUAAUCAGCGAAAAAUCAGGAUAUUUUGGUCCGCAAAAGUCGGAAAAGUCGCAAAACCCGGAAAAGCCCGUAAAAAGUCAAGGACGACAUGCUGCCCCCCGCCCACAAAAGUGGAUGUGGGUGGCUCACCCAUUAGAACUCCACUAAAACGCAAGCGCAGGAGUUUUUUUCCUUCAAGGAGUCAAGGCUUCUUCGUUUUCGGGGUCAUGGUCACAGGAUAUUGGAUAUAUAGGAGUUAGGAUAUAGCCGCAACAUCAUGUCCAGCGAAUCGUCCACCGAGGGCGAUAGCGAUCUGUACGAUCCCUUGGCCGAGGAGCUGCACAAUGUCCAGUUGGUGAAGCAUGUGACCAGGGAGAAUAUCGAUGCCCUGAAUGCCAAGUUUGCCAACCUGCAGGAGCCACCAGCCAUGUACUUAAUGGAAUAUCAGGAGUUGACCUCCAAACUGCACGAACUGGAAGCCAAGGAGCAGGAGCUCAUGGAGCGGCUGAACUCGCAGGAUCAGCAGGAGGACUCCUCCUUGGUUGAGCGGUUUAAGGAGCAGCCCCACUAUCAAAACCAAACCCAAAUCCUGCAGCAACAGCGGCAACUGGCCCGAGUGCAUCAUGGGAAUGAUCUUACGGAUAGUCUGGGCUCUCAACCGGGCAGCCAAUGUGGAACUCUGACCCGCCAGCCCAAGAUCCUUUUGAGAGCCCACCUGCCCAACCAACAACGCACUUCGGUGGAGGUAAUUUCGGGUGUACGACUUUGUGAUGCGUUGAUGAAGGCCCUAAAACUCCGGCAAUUAACGCCGGACAUGUGCGAAGUGAGCACAGCACAUUCCGGAGGAGGGGAAAUCAUACCGUGGCACAUGGAUAUAGGCGCUCUGCGCGUGGAGGAGAUCUUUGUGAGGCUCCUGGAUAAGUUCCCCAUCAGGACACACAUCAAGCACCAGAUCAUAAGAAAGACCUUUUUCUCGCUGGUGUUUUGUGAGGGCUGUCGACGGCUCCUCUUCACUGGGUUCUACUGCAGCCAGUGCAAUUUCCGUUUCCAUCAGAGGUGCGCCAACAGAGUGCCGAUGCUGUGCCAGCCUUUUCCCAUGGAAAGCUUUUACCAGCAGCUCCUGGCCGAGAAUCCCGAAAAUGGCGUGCCCGGGCGAGGUACUGCUAUCCGGGUUAAUAUGACCGGCCGCAGUCGCAGUCGGCGGUGCAGCAGCAGUGGCAGCAGCAGCAGCUCCAAGCCACCAUCCUCGUCCUCCGGAAACCAUCGACAGGGUCGUCCGCCAAGGAUCAGUCAGGAUGAUCGAUCCAAUUCGGCGCCGAAUGUGUGCAUCAACAACAUCCGUUCGGUCACAAGCGAAGUGCAGCGCAGUUUGAUAAUGCAGGCCAGGCCUCCAUUACCGCAUCCCUGUACGGAUCACUCCAACUCCACGCAGGCAUCCCCUACUAGCACGUUGAAGCAUAAUCGUCCCAGGGCAAGAUCCGCUGAUGAGAGCAACAAGAAUCUCCUUGCAAGGGACGCCAAGAGCUCCGAGGAGAAUUGGAAUAUCCUGGCUGAGGAGAUUUUGAUUGGGCCCCGGAUCGGAUCGGGAUCUUUUGGAACGGUUUACCGCGCUCACUGGCACGGACCCGUGGCCGUAAAGACGCUUAACGUGAAGACACCGAGCCUCGCCCAAUUGCAGGCCUUUAAAAACGAGGUGGCCAUGCUAAAGAAGACGCGCCACUGCAACAUCCUGCUUUUCAUGGGCUGUGUGUCCAAGCCAUCUUUGGCUAUUGUGACUCAGUGGUGCGAGGGAAGUAGUCUCUACAAGCACGUCCAUGUCAGCGAAACCAAAUUCAAGUUGAACACGCUCAUCGAUAUUGGUCGUCAGGUGGCCCAAGGCAUGGAUUACCUGCAUGCCAAGAAUAUCAUACACAGAGACCUGAAGUCGAACAACAUCUUUUUGCACGAGGAUCUCUCCGUGAAGAUUGGCGAUUUCGGACUUGCCACCGCGAAAACUCGGUGGUCAGGUGAAAAGCAGGCUAACCAGCCUACUGGCAGUAUUUUGUGGAUGGCGCCGGAGGUUAUUCGCAUGCAGGAGCUGAAUCCUUACUCCUUCCAAUCGGACGUUUAUGCCUUUGGGAUUGUGAUGUACGAACUGCUGGCAGAGUGUUUGCCCUACGGCCAUAUUAGCAACAAGGAUCAGAUCCUGUUCAUGGUGGGACGAGGGCUUCUACGCCCGGACAUGAGCCAAGUGCGUUCGGAUGCGCCGCAGGCAUUGAAACGUUUGGCCGAGGACUGCAUCAAGUAUACGCCCAAAGAUCGACCGCUCUUUCGGCCGCUGCUCAAUAUGCUGGAGAACAUGCUGCGCACUUUGCCCAAGAUCCAUCGCAGUGCCAGCGAACCGAACCUGACGCAAUCGCAGCUGCAGAACGAUGAAUUUCUGUAUCUGCCAAGCCCUAAAACGCCGGUGAACUUCAACAACUUUCAGUUCUUCGGCAGUGCUGGAAAUAUUUAGACAGCGUGCUGUACCUGUACUUAUAUUCUGCGUGAUCAAAGUGAACCUAUUUCUAGGCGUUUUUUCGUUUUUGUCCCUCUGUACAUAAGCGAUUCACGAAGGGGACGGAUUUGGCCUGCCCACCAAAGUGAAAGAGAUGGGCUGUCUGCCGACCCAAAGCAAAAACUGAUGCUUUUCUUGGAACUGACAAAGUGCAUUUCUGUUACCACAAGACGACUACAAAACUAUAAACUAAACUGCAACGCCCAUGUGUACAUAACUGCAUCAUAACUUGUAAACGUUAGGCAAGACUACUGAAACUAAACUAAACUAAACUAGCUGAUCGCAAUUACAUUAUACACAUUAUACUUAUACUACAAAAA